Molecule: messenger RNA, 177 nt
Organism: Tinamus guttatus (white-throated tinamou)
Lineage: Eukaryota; Metazoa; Chordata; Aves; Tinamiformes; Tinamidae
Source: RefSeq, a predicted model, not a curated record
GUGUGGGUAUGGCCAUGAGAAAAAUGGGAAGUAUGGCCAAACCGGAUGUUUACAUUGUUAAGGAUGGAGAUGCAUUCACUAUAAAAACAGAAAGCACCUUCAAAACUUCACAGUUCAGUUUCAAGCUUGGUGAGAAAUUUGAGGAAAAUACGUUAGAUGGCCGAAAAACUCAGGUCA